CGCAAAAAACUUUGCCUUAUUGCCGGCGGCACAGGUGUGGCACCGAUGCUGCAGAUCAUUCGUGCCGCACUCAAGAAGCCGUUCCUUGAAAAUAUCGAGAGCAUCCGCCUCAUCUACGCUGCCGAAGAUGUCUCGGAGCUCACGUACCGCGAACUGCUUGAACAUCACCAGCGAGAUUCAAAGGGAAAGUUUCGCAGUAUUUUUGUUUUGAAUCGCCCUCCACCAAUUUGGACUGACGGCGUUGGGUUCAUUGACAAGAAGCUUCUGAGCUCAUCCGUACAACCGCCGGCAAAAGAUCUGUUGGUGGCCAUCUGCGGCCCGCCAAUUAUGCAGCGCGUUGUCAAGACGUGCCUGAAGAGUCUUGGGUACGACAUGCAACUAGUGCGUACUGUCGACGAAGUGGAAACCCAGAACUCAUCCAAGAUGUAA
Messenger RNA from Trypanosoma cruzi, 429 nucleotides. RefSeq names its product NADH-dependent fumarate reductase, putative. Gene Ontology annotation, molecular function: oxidoreductase activity. The record is from RefSeq and is a predicted model, not a curated record. The transcript has a single exon. The annotation marks the transcript as partial. NCBI's taxonomy places the organism in Eukaryota, Euglenozoa, Kinetoplastea, Trypanosomatida, Trypanosomatidae.